Molecule: messenger RNA, 1472 nt
Organism: Annulohypoxylon truncatum
Lineage: Eukaryota; Fungi; Ascomycota; Sordariomycetes; Xylariales; Hypoxylaceae
Exons: 4
Coding region: 246-1097 (283 amino acids)
Biological process (GO): siderophore biosynthetic process
Molecular function (GO): 2,3-dihydro-2,3-dihydroxybenzoate dehydrogenase activity
Source: RefSeq, a predicted model, not a curated record
ACCCGAAGCACCUAGACCGGGCUGACCGGGGUGGUAACCUGUAAUUAAUUUCCUAACCUAACAUAAGCAUCACUCCAUAAUGGACCCCCAUUUAUUAUCAACUCCCGGCCGUAGCCUCGUCUCGAGGGCUGCUGCCCGUCUACCCCCCGAAGGUAAACCAAACUCCCCUGCCUGAUAUUCUUUCUUUUUUUACAUCUCUAGUUGUUGUUUUGUGUCAAGCAAAUUCGUGAAUCUGUAAAUUGGCCAUGGCUCCCCUCGUUUGGUUCAUCACGGGCUGCUCCUCCGGAUUGGGCGAGUGCUUCGUCCGCGAAGUGCUGUCCCGCGGAGACCGCGUUGUUGCGACUGCCAGAGGUGACCCUACGCGCCUCAAACAUCUCGAGGAACUCGGCGCUCACACGAUGGAUCUCGACGUCACUGCCACGCAGGACGAACUGAACAGCAAAGUCAAAGAAGCGGUCGAAAGGGUCGAGCGUAUCGAUGUUCUCAUCAACAGCGCGGGAUACUUCGAGGCUGGGGUGACGGAGGAAGUGACUGACGAGACCUUCAAGUUGCAGUUCGAGGUCAACUUCUUUGGUGUUCUGAAGAUGACUAGAGCAGUCUUGCCGUAUCUUCGGAAGCAGAGGUCUGGCUUUAUUGCAUUCAUAGGCUCUCCGCUAGGAUGGAAAGGGGUUCCGGGGUCUAGCCCCUAUGUCGCAUCAAAGUUCGCACUCGAAGGUGUGGCCGAAUGUAUCAGAGGAGAGGUCGCCCAAUUUGGUAUCCGGACUACCAUCUUCGACGCGGGGAACUUCAAGACCCCUAUCCUGAGCCCUGAACGAAUCAAAUAUAGUCCUCAUACUAUAAAAGACUAUGCAGACACGAUGCAGACGUUCUACGGAAUCAUAGAUUAUCUUGAUAUGAAACAGCCCGGAGACCCGAAGAAGGGCGUGAAAGUCAUGGUCGACGUGAUCAGAGGUGAGGGUGUGUCGAAAGGCAAGCCAGCGCCGGAGAGACUGCCCCUAGGCACCGACAUGAUGGAAUAUAUACGCGGAAAAUGUAACGAUAGCCUAGCACUAUGCGAAGAGUGGGGUGAGAUUAGUCGCAGCACGGAUUUUGAUUGAUGAUAAUGACUCCGCAGUGUCGCAGUAUAAGACCGUGGGCAAGCACAGGAUGCUAGGAUUUUCCAUCUUCCCCUCCUUACCCCCCUUUUUUCUUUUACCUACUACGGUUACCUACCUACAUAUAUGUCGUAUGAUAGCUAAACGCUCAACCAUCUUUCUUGCCAAUAUAGCUGCGAAAUCGAGACUACCGUAAAUCAAGUAUUGCUGAGGAGAUGAUCAGAGCAAGAAUGACUAGGUACCUAGAUCCACUUAUUCCCGUAGCAGCACAGGCGACGAGCCCUAAGAUCUACAUAGUAGCACUCACAAGAGCUUGAUUGUAAUUGGCUACGCGCCCCUGCUGCUCAUAGGACUUGCUUUACAAGGAGUUAAAGGCCA